CAUCUGUAAUUAGUCCGUUAAAUUGUGUAAAAAUAAUGAAUAGCUUUCAAUCCCUAUUAACGUUUCUUAGUACUGUUUUUCAAGAGCUAUUUUUGAUCCAUAUCGCUGCUAAAGCAGCAACGCGCAGCGAUAUCACGUGGUAGCUGUUACUUUUCUCUUCGUUCCAGACCGUUGACCAAUCACAAUCGUUUACGAUUACAUAUUAUUGUAUUUUGUUUAAUCUUUUUUUCAGAUAUUGCUCUGCUGAAUACUCGAUAUUUUAACAUAUACUAAUCUUUGUAAUUGGUUUAUUUAUAAAAUUAUACUUAUAACUGCGCAAACGUCUCCAAUAAGACAAAAAACGUAUUGAGAUUUGAAUGCGUCUCAAUGGAGAAUCAGCCUUUCUGGGCCACUUAGCGCCCCUUGCAGUGAUGAACCGGGAUUUUUCCACAGGAAACAGUUUUUAGUGCCAGUUGUCGCCCAAUGAGUGAAUACUACAGAAGUGACGCAUGACAGCGAGUCUUUGAACUAUAUAAUCCAUUUGAAAGUUUCUCGCCACGCAAACGGGCUGCGUUUCACUUGCACAUGAAUGCAGUUAAAGGAGAAAGCUUCGUGACGCUUGAAUGAGAGUUACUGUUGUUGCUGCCGCUGCCGCGCUUUACUUGCGUAUUGUCUCAAUAGAGCAUCAGUGUUCGCGCCUUCACAGCUUCACAGUGAUUUAACUCAUCAGGAUGGUUGUGUUGAAGAGUUUGCAUCCACCCAGCGAGGGCGUGAGGCUCCAGCAGGCCGACACAACCGCAGUUCUGGACGGGAAGAGGCUGGGAGCAGGAACGCUGUUUGUGGCUGAGGCACAUCUGUCCUGGUUUGAUGGUUCAGGGAUGGGUUUCUGUCUUGAAUACCCCUCCAUCAGUCUGCAUGCGAUCUCACGAGAUCUCGGCGCCUUUCCAGAAGAGCACCUGUAUGUGAUGGUCAAUGCAAAACUGGACGAUGAAGCUGAAGCAGAGCAGCUGGAUAAAGCUUCGGAUGAUGCAGGAGAGGACGAUGAGGAGAGCGACAGCGACAGCGAAGACUCAGGAACCAUCACAGAGAUCCGCUUCGUGCCCAGUGAUAAAGCCGCAUUGGAGCCCAUGUUCUCCGCCAUGUGUGACUGUCAGGCCCUGCACCCCGACCCCGAUGACGCCGACACCGAUGAUGACGAUUAUGAGGGAGAGGAGUAUGACGUCGAAGAGGCUGAGCAAGAGCAGGGUCAGGGUCAGGUCGAAGUCCCCACGUUUUACACCUAUGAAGAGGGUUUGUCUCACCUGACGGCCGAGGGUCAGGCCACACUGGACAGGCUGGAGGGGAUGCUGGCCCAGUCCGUCGCACAGCAGUACCACAUGGCUGGAGUCAGAACCGACGUGCCGUCGGCCGAAUUUGAAGAUGGAAUGGAAGUCGACUCGAGCACAAUUGCUGGACAGUUUGACGACGCCGAUGUGGAUCACUGUAACUGAAUGCUAUUUUUAAUAGUUUGUUUUAAUUGACAAAAACAACACUUUUUGGACAGAAACUGAUGAAAGUUGACAGUGAGAACUGACCAGCCAACUUUCAUUCGCACACUUCAAGAAAUAAUUCAUACAUAAAAUACAUAAAAGCU
Messenger RNA from Onychostoma macrolepis, 1612 nucleotides. It is a transcript of the gene clns1a, whose product is annotated as chloride channel, nucleotide-sensitive, 1A. NCBI's taxonomy places the organism in Eukaryota, Metazoa, Chordata, Actinopteri, Cypriniformes, Cyprinidae. The record is from RefSeq and is a predicted model, not a curated record. Gene Ontology annotation, biological process: cell volume homeostasis; spliceosomal snRNP assembly; mRNA cis splicing, via spliceosome. Gene Ontology annotation, cellular component: plasma membrane; spliceosomal complex; pICln-Sm protein complex. The transcript is spliced from 7 exons. Bases 711 to 1469 code for a protein of 252 amino acids.